AUGGCUACCAACAUCACCUGGCACCCUAAUUUGACUCACGAAGAGAGAAAGGCCUCCAGAGGCCAAUCUGGAGUUACUGUAUGGUUGACAGGCUUGAGUGCGUCUGGUAAGAGUACCAUCGCAUGUGCCCUUGAACAAUACCUUCUGGAACAGGGCAUAUCUGCCUACCGUCUGGACGGUGAUAAUGUGAGAUUUGGUCUCAACAAAGAUUUGGGAUUUUCAGAGGCAGACCGCAACGAAAACAUCCGCCGCAUUGCUGAAGUCUCGAGACUUUUUGCCGACUCUUGUACGGUUGCGAUCACUUCGUUCAUUUCUCCAUACAAGGCAGAUCGCCAGAAAGCUAGAGAGCUGCACAAACAGGACAACCUGCCAUUUGUGGAAGUUCACGUCGAUGUGCCUAUUGACGUUGCCGAGCAAAGAGAUCCAAAGGGACUUUAUAAGAAGGCAAGAGAGGGCUUGAUCAAGGAGUUCACCGGGAUUUCUGCUCCUUACGAAGCACCCGAGUCCCCUGAGAUUCUGCUGAAGACGACCGAGCUGAGUGUUGAGGAGUCUGCAAAGAAGAUUGUGGAUUACCUUGUGGAGAACAAAUUGAUCACGUUGAAAUAG
Molecule: messenger RNA, 606 nt
Organism: Kuraishia capsulata CBS 1993
Lineage: Eukaryota; Fungi; Ascomycota; Pichiomycetes; Pichiales; Pichiaceae
Exons: 2
Coding region: 1-606 (201 amino acids)
Biological process (GO): sulfate assimilation
Molecular function (GO): adenylylsulfate kinase activity; ATP binding
Source: RefSeq, a predicted model, not a curated record